CUGAUAAAGGAAUUGCUAGUACUCAAUUGCAUUAUACAUUUUCAUUAAUAGAAAAUAAUACUAUAAAAGAUAGAGACAUACAAGCAUUUAUUAAUUAUCUUAAUCAGUUCGCUGAAAAUGGUAACAAUAUAGCUCAAUAUAAUUUAG
Messenger RNA from Scutellospora calospora, 147 nucleotides. The record is from the annotation of a GenBank genome assembly. NCBI's taxonomy places the organism in Eukaryota, Fungi, Glomeromycota, Glomeromycetes, Diversisporales, Gigasporaceae.